AUGUUCGUCUCCAUAGCUCUGGAGCACCCGCAUGAGCACUACACCAACCUUGACGUUAUACAAGGGAAGGUGGCCCUCAGGGUACCAAAUCCUACCAAUGUUAGCAGCAUCGUAGUGAAGCUUGAGGGAGAGUCGCGGACACGGUUACUGGCACCGAUACAUCCAAACAGACCGGACAAGCAGAGACCAGUUUUGGAAAUCCACAAGUUCCUGUACAGGACACAGGUCGUGUGGCCAGAGCAUGCGCGCCCGGAAGACCUCGUCAACAAUCCCAAGGCGAGCUUUACGAUAAAUGCGGGAUCGUUUGAGUAUCCUUUUCAGUUCAAAAUACCUCUGAACACUUCAUGUCAGCAGACGAACAGCCCCAUCUCGACCGUCUCCUUCUCGAACGCGAUACCCGAGUUUGCGAAGACGCCCACACAGCACAUCAAGGCCACGCUUCCACCGUCAUUAUCUGGCUUCCCAGGCGAAGCAGAGAUUCGAUACUUCGUAAAGGUUACCGUCAACCGCCCGCAGUUCUUCAAGGAGAACCCCAGGUCGACUGCGAACUUCACUUUCCUCCCGAUCGAGCCGCCGCGACCAGAGAAGGCGGAUGGAGAAGCAUACGCAAGGAGACAACAUCAGUUUUUGGAAAAUGCGCCAAUGGUGGCAGCGGACAAGAAAGCGGGCUUCUUCGAUAGGAAGAGCUCGACGAACAGCCCUCCGAAGUCACCAACAACAGGAAGUGUGCCACCGCGAGUAACCAUCGAUGCUCGACUGCCGAAUCCUGCGGUUCUUACCAGCAACCAAGAUAUUCCGCUACGGCUAUUGGUGAAGAAUGUGAGCGAGCGAGCAAAGAACAUAUACCUACAGAUGCUCCAGAUCCAGCUGAUAGGCUACACCAAAGUGCGCGCCCACGAGGUCGCUCGCACGGAGUCAAACAGCUGGAUACUAUGCUCCUUUAGCAACAUGGCCAUCCCCAUCGGCUCUCCCACAGACGCAGUAGACACAGAAGUCCCCAUCAACGCAGAAUAUUGGUCCGGCAAACCCAUUCCCAACACCGUGCCACCAACGUUCACAACCUGCAAUCUUUCCCGUUUCUACGAGGUUGAAGUACGCGUCGGCAUAGGAUAUGGAAGCUACAAGCACGGCGAAGACCAACUCGUAGUCCUCUCACUGAGACUACCAGUCAAAGUCUACUCUGGCAUCGCCCCUCCCAUGGCCUUGCUAGAAGCAUCCCUAACAGGGGAACCGGGAAAGUUAAAUCCUCCUACAUUAAAUGUGCCACCGACACAACAGCAACCUCCGCACACACCUACUACGCCUACGCACGGCGGCUUCGGAAAUAGUGGGGGUGGAUUCUCUGGCCAGCCGGUGCAACCUCAAGCUGCUGCUCCUGGUUAUGAUGAGGCACCACCACCCAGCUACGAAGAGGCCAUUGGACAUGAUUUGCCGCCAAUAAAUGGGUACAGAGGGAGUUACCAGCCUCCGCCUGUGCCCGACGAUGCCCCGAGUCUUUCGGGUGAGAAAAGGCGAUGA
Messenger RNA from Cucurbitaria berberidis CBS 394.84, 1518 nucleotides. RefSeq names its product arrestin. The record is from RefSeq and is a predicted model, not a curated record. Lineage: Eukaryota; Fungi; Ascomycota; Dothideomycetes; Pleosporales; Cucurbitariaceae. Gene Ontology annotation, molecular function: protein-macromolecule adaptor activity; ubiquitin protein ligase binding. Gene Ontology annotation, biological process: ubiquitin-dependent endocytosis. Gene Ontology annotation, cellular component: plasma membrane; cytosol; cytoplasm. The transcript has 2 exons. Bases 1 to 1518 code for a protein of 505 amino acids.